This is a messenger RNA of Paramuricea clavata, 1411 nucleotides long. The record is from the annotation of a GenBank genome assembly. NCBI's taxonomy places the organism in Eukaryota, Metazoa, Cnidaria, Anthozoa, Malacalcyonacea, Plexauridae.
AUGAGGCCAUUUGUGGAAAAAUAUGGGCAUCGUUUAACUUCAAGUGGUCAUCUUUCAGAAACCAUCCCACUCUCGUUGGAUAAAGAAAAGGAGACUCUGAAAACUGACAUUUCAGAUGGUGAUGAAUUCUCUGUGAUGUUUGAUGGCAGCUGCAGACUUGGGGAGGUCCUUGCUAUUGUUCUACGAUACAUUGACACUCGAUGGAAUAUUCAGCAGAGACUGUUAAAGCUGGAAACUCUAGCGAAGAGUUUAAAAUCCCAAGAACUAGCUCAACGUUUGAUUCAUUGCUUAGCUGUUGAAUUCUCAGUUCAUCCUGAAUUGAUAUUAUGUGCAACGAAAGACAGUGCUGCAGUAAAUGAAGCCGCACUAAAUCAAGUCAAGUUUUAUUUCUCAAACCUCUUCAGUAUUACUUGCUUUAAUCAUGUUAUUGACAAUGCUGGAAAGAAAUUUCAGUUCAGAAUCUUAGAUACAUUUAUCAGGCACUGGAAUAGCAUGUUUUCUCAAAGUCCUGCUGUACGACUAGCGUGGAAGACUAAAACUGGUAAAGUCAUGCGUACCACUUCAGCAACAAGGUGGUGGAGCAUGUGAGAAGCAUUAAUCAAGUUCAUGACUAUUUUGGGGAUGUGGAGCCUUUCAUCAGAGGAAUUGAAGAUCUUGCUCCAGCAUUACAUGCUCAUUUGCUGGAAAUUUUCGACAGUCCUGAAGAUGUUGCAGAUUUCAAGCUUGAAAUUGCAGAUCUAAUUGAUGGUGGAAGAAGCUUUGUUACAACAACAUACAAUCUCGAAGGGGAUGGUCCUUUGAUAUUUACCUGCUAUCAGCACUUGACGGCUUUGCUCAAAUAGUGCAAUUGGGCGCUUAUCCUAAUUGUACUGCACUGUCACGUGAAAGAGCAAAUGGCAACCAGGUUAUUUUCAACCAACUGCUUGAAAGAGUGAAGUCUUGCAUCAAACCUGGCUUCCAAUACUACUUGAACAAAGUCAACAUUGAGUUCUAUGAUAUUAUGCGAGCAUUUCGAGGUGCACGCUUGUGCUGUCCAGUACAAGUUCAAGGACUCCAACCUACCAUAGAGUCUUUAGAACUACUUCGUAAAUUUCCAUUUUUGGAUGAUGAUGCAAUUAUUAAUGGACUUGGUCAAGAACUUCCAAAUUACCUGGCUCUAUCAGAUGGUGUUCAAGUACAAACGGAGGAUGACAGAGUAAAGUGGUGGGCAAGGAAUGCAAGCACUCUUCCGAAAUGGGCAGCUGUUGUUAGAAAAAUCUUGCUCGUUCAACCAAGUUCUGGUGCUGCUGAGAGAGUCUUUAGCCUUUUGAACAGUACCUUUUCAAAAGGCCAGGAAACUGCUUUAGAAGAAACAGUCGAAGCGUCAAUCAUGUUGAAGUACAAUUCUACUCAGAGGGGAAAAGCUCAGUAA